AUGGAUAGCCUCGCUCUUGCUUCUGAUUCCCUUGCGAUACACCGAUUCCAGCUUGCCGUGAUAUUGGCCAUCGCCACCGUCUUUGCUGUACAUGGAGUAGAGUUCAUCUUCCAACCUCAAGGUGCCUUAAUUGCUGUCGGUGUAGGAUGGUUACUUUUGACCAUGGUAAACCUCGUAUGGAUCCUAUAUUUGACAUCGGAAGAAGAUUCGUUCUUCUACAACAUUUUGAACUCGGGUGGUAACGGUGGACUUUCUGGUCCCAGCAGACGGAUGGGAUCUACUCCUAUCGCUCACAGGGAUUCUGCGUCUGGAUUUGGUGGUGGAGGAGGUGAAAUGGGACUCGGAGGAGGUGGGAUGCACAACAUGUCCAGAGGUAUUUCAUCACACAACAUUAACGGUGGGGGCGGUGGGGGAGGAUUCUCUGGCGGUGGCUAUGCCCCCGCUGCAACGGAAGGUACACCUCAGAAAGCACCUUCUGCUAGAAAUGAUUAUCACAGUCCUGGAGGCGAGGAGCAGGAGUACAAACACCGUGCAAAAGCAAUGUACGCAUAUUCUGCUUCACCUGAUGAUCCCAAUGAAGUAUCGUUCGCGAAAGGAGACAUGCUUGAAGUUCUCGAUAAUACUGGUAAAUGGUUCCAAGUCCGAACUCCCACGGGGGCAACAGGUAUCGCUCCUUCGAACUACCUUACGUUGCUCUGA
Molecule: messenger RNA, 699 nt
Organism: Kwoniella shivajii
Lineage: Eukaryota; Fungi; Basidiomycota; Tremellomycetes; Tremellales; Cryptococcaceae
Exons: 4
Coding region: 1-699 (232 amino acids)
Biological process (GO): regulation of actin filament polymerization
Molecular function (GO): protein binding
Source: RefSeq, a predicted model, not a curated record